Molecule: messenger RNA, 1224 nt
Organism: Elaeis guineensis (African oil palm)
Lineage: Eukaryota; Viridiplantae; Streptophyta; Magnoliopsida; Arecales; Arecaceae
Biological process (GO): protein histidyl modification to diphthamide
Cellular component (GO): cytosol
Molecular function (GO): metal ion binding
Source: RefSeq, a predicted model, not a curated record
UUUUUUUUUUUGUUUUUUAUUUUAGAACUAUUUAGGAUGGGUUUGCGACUUGAACUCCCAAAUACUUGGGAGAGUAACCGCUGCUUUAAGCAGCCAAGUCUAAUUCGGCCCAAUUUAAUUCGGUCCAAUUUAUAAUCUAUUCAUACCAUAUGAACUCUUCCGUACAACACAAAACCCUCGCCAUUGUCCCAGCUCCCCUAUUCGGCCGCUCCAAGCCUCCACCCGAUCGAGAUUCCUGAGGAUAGAAAAAGCAGAGGAAAAAAGGGGGAAAACCUAGGACAAAUCUACGAAAACAAAGGAAAGACGGAAAAAAAUUAACAGCAAAAAGUUGAAGAUAAGCUUCUACCAUGCUUCUCAUGGACAAGAAUUCCAUCCAAAGGACACACUAUGAUGUUUUGUCAGUGAGAGAGGAUGCUAGCUAUGAUGAAAUCCGAGCUGCUUACAGGACUGCUAUCCUUAGUUCUCAUCCUGAUAAAUUACAUGGGAAACUAGAUGUAUCAGAUCUUCAACACAAACAAGAAGAAAAAUUCCUGGAUGUGCAGAAGGCAUGGGAAGUUCUUUCUGAUUCCAAGUCCAGAGCAAACUAUGAUAGGGAGCUGCAAGCCUGCGGGCAGGUAGUGGAGGUUGUGUACAAUGAAGUCGAAUUAGGGGACAUGGCAAUGGAGACCGUAGGUGAUGUUCAAGAGUUCUUCUAUCAGUGCCGCUGUGGUGAUUAUUUCUUGAUCACGUCAUUGGAGCUUGGGGAGAUGGGCAUCUCAUUGCAUGAGAAUGGAGUAGAAGUACAGACAUCAGCUGAGCUGUCACCAUCCUCAGUUCUUCUUCCCUGUGGUUCUUGUUCACUUAAAAUCCGUCUUAUUAUAGAUGCGAAUCAUUGAGUUUUUUGUGUACUGCCUUGUGUUGUUUGUAGUGUUUGCAAGUGGGAUCUCAAAGUUUUGACUAGAAAUGGUUCCUACUCAAACUUAUACUUGCUCCUGAAGGAUCUUGUUAUAUUUUUGAGUAUGGUGAACACAAGCUUCAAGAUCCCGACCUGAUUCAUUGGGGGAAUGGGGCAGUAUUUUUGUGCUAUGACCAACUUGAAACAAAAUCUAGUACUGUCAGUUCCUAAGAUGUUACUGAGUUGGCUUUUGUUAAGGCCUGUAAAAAUCCACCUUCUCUUCUGAUGCUUCUUGUAUCCUGUUAAGGGUUGCUGCAUGAUAGAGUAACGCAGAAGAAUUUCUAAAGAAA